Lactuca virosa is the source of this 264-nucleotide messenger RNA. NCBI's taxonomy places the organism in Eukaryota, Viridiplantae, Streptophyta, Magnoliopsida, Asterales, Asteraceae. The record is from the annotation of a GenBank genome assembly.
AUGGCAGCCGAAGGACUCAACGAAAGGGGAAACUGUCCGGAGCAACAACGACGACGGACUCGGGAAAAUAACAAAAGAAAAGAAGGGAAUACAUUACCGGCAGAAGGAGAUGCAGCAGCGACAACGAACUCGCCGAUCUUCAUAGCCACCGACGGCGGCAUUAUACGAGGUUUGGCUCCGAGUUUCCAGCUUCUCGCUACGUCUCCGGAUGCUAAGCAUGCUGUGGCGGUACUCAACGGCGAGGCAGAUGGUGACCCUAUCUGA